This is a messenger RNA of Varanus komodoensis (Komodo dragon), 534 nucleotides long. It is a transcript of the gene SHISAL2A, whose product is annotated as shisa like 2A. NCBI's taxonomy places the organism in Eukaryota, Metazoa, Chordata, Lepidosauria, Squamata, Varanidae. The transcript is spliced from 4 exons. The coding region runs from base 1 to 534 and encodes 177 amino acids. The record is from RefSeq and is a predicted model, not a curated record.
AUGAGCGCCGACUGCACGAGCUACGUCAACGCCGAGCAGGUGCUGGUGAGCGCUUUCAGCUGCCCGCCCGAGGACGGCGGCGAGGCCGAUAGGAUCUACUGCUGCGGCUUCCUGGACGUCAAAUACUGCUGCGAUGACCCCAACAGUUACUUCCCCUACGCGCACAACUACAUGUGGUGGCUCAGUGUUGGAGCACUUGUUGGCUUGUCAGUCGCAGCUGUCGUCCUGCUGGCUUUUAUCGUCACUGUGUGCGUCCUUUGCUACUUGUUUAUCAACACAAAGCCAUGCAGCAAACUGGAUACAGGCUUAAGCUUAAGUUUACAGUCAGCAGUCCGGGGUGAGCGGAUCCCCCAUAAGUGCGUGAGCACUUUUGACCACGGACGCCUGGCAGAACUGACAGAAGGAAAAUCAGAGAGGUCUGCUGAAAUCCUUCUAAAGGUCUUCUGGGGAACACUCAGCGCGCAUCAUGGGACAGGCAGAAAACUGCAUCCUUCAGAGGUCACCAGCAAAGCAGUUUCCAAAGUCCCAGAGUAA